Molecule: messenger RNA, 11625 nt
Organism: Lymnaea stagnalis (great pond snail)
Lineage: Eukaryota; Metazoa; Mollusca; Gastropoda; Lymnaeidae
Source: the annotation of a GenBank genome assembly
ACAAAUAUUUAAGUUUUUGAACAGGAAUGAUUUAUGAUUUAUUUUUCGCUCUUGCCACUUCUCCAAAGUAACAAAAUAUAAAUACAGUAUGAAAAAACACAGAAUUAGCCGUCAUGACAUUAGAGAGCAAAAGGAUGUAUCAAUAUCUAGUAGCAAUGCUAAAAGUAAUAGCUUGGGCAUGAGCAAAUUAGCCAAAUCACAGCCAAACGAGGCAGAGGUAAAUCGUAAAAAGUUUAAAAGUGUACGCCCUGGUCCUGGUACACUCUGUAAGCAUUUACUCUGUGCUUUGACCCAUUCUGGGAGAAAGAUUUUCCUUUUAUUAAAAUUAAACACAGAAUCAGAAGAUUUCUGUGUAAUCACAAAAAGUCCACAAGUACUAGACCUAAGCCUAAAUUAAAUAGGUCACACUAACUCUAAGACUAAGUACUUACUAAAUGCUAAGGUGAACUAAGUCAAAUUACUCCGCUAAAAUUUAUUUGCUGAGACAUUAUGUCAUUGAUUGGUAUUUUAGUUUUUACAAAGUAUAAGUCUACAAGUAUAAUAUAAAUAGUGCCCUAUUACAAUUUACAAUGAGUACAAUGUAAACAUAUAAUGGUGUCAAUCUUGUUUUAAAAAACAUUUUAUUUGAAAACGAGAUUCUUUCAGGGUAUUUUCUGUUGCUUAUGUGUGAUUAUUGAUGACAGUAAUGAUCGAUUUUAAUUUUUGUGACUUCUUUUAGAUUCUUUUGGAUUUUACUUUUGGUGACUAAAAUUAUUAAUUUUUUUUCUGAUUUAUUAACAGAUCACGGCAGGCUAUUUUCACAAAUAUGAAGUGCCUGCCUUCCUCAUUUUUGUUUCUUCAUUCAUACUUAACUGCAUUAAACUACACCCAUCUCUGCUUGGAGGAGAUUCUGGAGAACUAAUUUUUGCUGCUUAUGAAUUGGGGGUAUGUUUUCUGCUCCUUUAACUAACCUUUCCAGAACAAAAUGGAAAAUGCACACUUAUUGUAAAGUAUAAUAUGCAUCUUUAUUUUAUUUCAUGAUUACUUCAUUAAGAACAAGGAGUCUCAAUUAGUUAUUGACACCCAAGAUAUUUCAUUAGCAGCAAUAGAAAGCCUACUUAAUUUCAGUAUUACCUACUGGUGUGGGAAUUCAACGUCUGAUAUUAAACACCGCAUAAACCGACUAAUCAAGAAAGCUAGGAACAUAACACAAACUAAACAUCCUUCACUUGAUGAACUAUUUGAAGAAAGAUGUUUUUGUAAAACUAAACACAUUUUUGAUGAUACACCCCACCCUCUUCAUCACAAAUACUUAGGAUCGGGCCGUUCAGGGCGAAUUCUUUUCAUCAGGGCGAGGACUGAAAGAUAUAAAAAUUCUUUUGUUCUCCAAUCUGUACAAACUUACCCACGUGCUCCCUCUGAAGUCACACAUCUUCAUGAGAACUAAUAAGUCUCCGAUUUGGCUAAGAGAACUCACUGAAUGGCUGUUUGAGAUAAUUUAUUAUAAAUGUCUUGUCGUCAAAUUGUUUUAUUUAUGUGCUGAUAAUGUAUAACGCAAUCAAAAAACAUUUCCAUUUAUUUGGAUCAAUAAAAGAAUCUUAUCUUAUCUUAUCUUAUCUUAUAAAUGUUGCAAAUUUGUUUUUACUUUCUGUCAGGUAGCUCAUCCACCUGGUUACCCAUUGUUUACCAUGCUUGCCAAAUUAUUUAUGACUGUCAUACCAUUUGGUUCAAUUGCUUGGAGAGUAAAUCUGUUGUCUGCUUUUUGCAGUGCACUGAAUUCUGCUAUUCUUUUUAUAACGGUUUAUAGGUGAGAGGUUCUAAUUUAAAGCUGAUAAGGACAUUUAUGUUAAACUUGUAUUUAUUGAGUUAAAACAAUAAACUAGCUUCAAUGAUGGGUAGUAAUGAUUUUGUAUCACAUAUUUUAAGCAUUUAAAAAAAAACCACAUGUACUCUUUUUUUAAAGAAGCUAAUGCUUUUAAUUUGUAUCAUAUUACAGGCUUACAUUCCAAUAUGGAGCAGCUAUCUUCGCUUCAUUUGUCUUUAGUUAUAGCCCACUUGUAUGCGUUUGGUCAGUAACUGCAGAGGUCUUUAGUCUAAAUAACCUUCUUCUUUCAUACAUCAUGCUAACAGCAGUGUUGUUUGAUGCUGGUAGUAAAGAAUCUCUUGCAAAGGUAAUGAAUACAAAAAUGGGUAAAUAACAAUAUAAUACUUUUACUUGUUUCAAUUUUUUUUCUGUUCUUUGCCUCAUUUAAUAAAGAUACUACUAUUUUGGCUAUUUUAAAUGUUUUGAAGGAUAGCUUUCCAUUAUGUCUCAUAAAUUCUCUUUCAAUGUUAACAAAAGAUAUAAACAAAUAUGAGGUUUCAAUGAGAAACUUUUAAAAUUAAAUAAGUUUUAAAGUAUUUUUAAUGUGUUAUUUUUAAAAUUAGAUUCUCUAACAAAUUUUUGCUGCAUCAAAAUACUAUUAUAAUACUUUCACUCAUAAUUUUAAAUACAUUAAAUUUUGUUUUAUUACCAAGAUAUCAUUGAUUGGCUCAUUUCUGAGUGGACUUUGCCUGACGAACCAACACACCAGCAUACUCUACAUUAUUCCACUUAUUCCUUGGGUCUUCUACAAGUUGUGGAACAAGCAGGUAACUUUUGAAACUUCAAUGAAAGUUACACGUUUUUUUAAAAUGAUGUUCUAAAAUUAGCAAAAAAUAACAGUUUGUUCUCUUUUAUUUGCUUUUAUCAGUUCCCCCAUUUGAGAUUAAUUACUAAAAAAUAAAUUAUACUGCAAGCUUAAUUUUAGGAAACAGUGCAAUGCAUAUUUAAACUGUAUUUUACAAAAUGCUAGUUUGUUACGUACUGUUAUAUGGUUUAACCGAUUUAAUUUGGCUUGUUACAUGACCAAUACUCAACAAAGGACUAAAAACCAAUAUGCAAAGAAAUACAGUGCCAGAACUAGUGAUAUUAUUAUUGUUCUUGUUACAGUGUUCUUAUAUAGCGCCUAGGGCUGGGCUCACCGUGCUUCACAUAAAAUUAUUAGCAAACAUAAUCGUGACAUUAAAAAAAUUACAUAUCUUUUAUCCUCGCCCAACCCAGAACUAUUUGCAUGUCAAGCCAUAGACGGCACCCAGUAACAUCAUUUAUUGGUCUUUAACAAUAUUCAAUUUAUUUUGGGGAAAAAAAUUCUGAUAUAAAAUAUGACUCAAAAAUCUGUAUGUCAUUGGAAGAUCUACCAGUCACAACUGAAGUCUUAUUUAUAGUCAGGGAAUCAGAAUUUUCUAGAAUGGAAAGUCUAGAAAUUCAGUCAUCAGAGAGUAUAUUUUCUAUCUCCAUGUAGAACCUUCUGGAAACUGUUAAAAAACUUUACCAAUCAAGGGAGGGGAGGGAAGGAGUGGUAGAAUCUUUCUCCUAUUUUAUUGGGAUGACACAGACAUAACACAUAGCCCUAAGAUAAGGGAUGCACUAUGCAGGGUGAAUCAAAAUUUGUGUCAACACAUAGGUUAUAACAUCAUUACUUAAAUGAAAGCUUGAUUGAUGUAAGAUUCUGUUUCUAUAUUUCCAAAUUAUUUCCUAUUAUUACACAUUAUUAAAACCUUCUUCAUGUUUCAGCUGUUUACAGUGUCUCUGCUUGUGAAACAGGGUGUGUCAUUUCUGUGCGGACUGUCACCUUAUCUCUAUCUUCCUUUAUCAUCUUGGCUCCAUGUUGCCAGAUGGACGUGGGGCGACUCAAGUUCUCUAAGAGGAUUUCUUAAACAUUUAUUGAGAGAAGAGUAUGGCACAUGGGAUUUGGUAGGUUAUUGCUAGUAAUGAAGGUUCGAAGCAUCAUAAGGUGUGUAAAACAAAAAGUAUAAUGAAGUUGCUUGAAGCUUUUUACUAAAUUAAACAAGAAAUAAAUAUUUUGGCUCCAAGAGUUCUCCAACAGACCAACAAAAAAAACAAUUAAAAUAUUUGUAAUAUGGUUAAAAAAAAAAUAAGAAGAAAAGGCAAAAAAAAAAUUAAAUAAGACAGCUCAGCAUAAAAAAAAAAAAAAGAAGUUAUGUAAUUUCUUUUAAUUAUUGUUAAUUGUUAUAGUGCUAAUAAUACUAUGUGGAAAGAACCUUGUUGAAAUAAAUGGAUUCUAAUUUUUCUAAAAACAAUAUAUUGAAUGGAAUUAUGUGCUCCUUGACUCUGGUUUGUCAUUUCUCUUAGAGGUAAAAAAAAAUUACAUUUUUGCUAGACACCACUAUCAACUUAUUAAAAAGAUUAAAAUUUUUCAAAAAAAAUUCUUUAUGCCCAAUAAAUUAAAAAAUGUAUUUUAAAAAAAAUUGAAUUGUUUUUUCAGCUGAAAGAUCACACAGGUCAAGGUUUUGCCACAGGACUCAUGUAAGUUACUGUGAAAUGUAUUGUGCAUUUGAAUGACAGAAAAAAGUAGCAUAUUUUUUAUUUGUAUUGACCUAAUUUUUUAGAAUUUUUUCAAAUGAAAGCCCUAAAUUUGAUAACAGAUGUCUUUUAUGCAUGACCAAAGAUUUAAAAAUUAAUAUUUUAUUUUCCAGAGCUUACAUUAAUCAUUUACUGAUUGAUGUGUCUAGAGGGGUUUUUGCAUUGGCUGUCUUCUCAAUAUUUUCCAUUUACUCAAGGUUAGUACAAGUCUGGAAAUAUUUGCUGGCUGUGCUGUGUUUUGAAAUCUUUACAAAGAAAACAUUUGAUUGCUUUUGUAUUAAUACUUGCUAAUGAAUUUCCUUUUCAUAAUAUUACUUUUUUUUGUUUUUUUUUUUGGUUGAAAUUUCAGAUAUAGGUCAAGACAUAGUAGUGUCCUGCUGGUAUUUGGUCUCAUGCUGUUGACUUACAUCUCGUUUUUCUGCUGGAGGGCCAACCUGGAUAUCAAUAAGCCUUUAUUCUACAAAGUGGCAAGCUAUAAUCCUGUUUUCAUUUGUGAAUUUAAAAAAAAAUCUAAUUUUAAUGAGCUCAUGUAGAAACUUUUGCAAGAGAUCUACAAUCUGAACCCUUAGUUUUUUUUCCAUCAUCAUUGAACCGAAAAAAUGUUUGAUGCUUUUGUCUUUCAUCUUUUGUUAGAGAGAAAAAAGUUUAUUUUAUUUUUAUUUUCACAGAUAAAUCCUUAUUCAAAAAUGUUAUGCUCUCUUAAUUUUAUAGAAUUUUCAGGUUCCUUUGAGUGGUGUAAUAAUAAAUACAAUAAAAAAAAUAAUAACCAUUAAUAGAGAAAAACAAAUGGAAUGGUGAAAUAUUUAAAGCUAAUAUGACUUGGUUUGACUUAAAAAAAAUUUUCAGGUUUUCACAGAGGGGAAUGAUUACCAAACAGUUGAACCUCUACUUAGAAUCUGUUUGUUAAAGAACCUAUCAUCACGUUUGUUUACAGGUUGAAAGGUUUUGGAUUCAGAGUGAUUUAAUACUUGUCAUCCUUGCGAGUCAGGCAUUUGCUGAUAUUUGCAGGUUGGUAAACAUGACAUGCAUGCUGAUUUGAUUUUGUGUACUGGUAGAAUCUUGAAUAUGAUUAUUUAAAUAAAAUUAAUUAUUUGGAAAUACAUUUUUUUGUUCACGCACUUGCUGUUUGUUUGCUACAGUUGGUUUGUUGCUUAAUUUUAUGACAUGCGGAAUAUUUCUAUGUCAGAUUAUGUAGUGAGACAUUGCAUGCGGAAUAUUUCUAUGUCAGAUUAUGUAGUGAGACAUUGCAUUUUAACUAUUUCUAGAUCAGAUUAUGUAGUGAGACAUUGCAUUUUGAAUAUUUCUAGAUCAGAUUAUGUAAUGAGACACUGCAUGUGAUAAAUCCGACAAAAGGUAUAAAAUUGUUUUUUCUUUACAGUUAUUUAAAAUCAAGGUUAAACCUACAGAACCUGAGCUUAGAUAUCAUCAUUGUAAUACCUUUACUUUCUACUUACAUUGUAAGUUUUUGUUGAUAAUUUUUUUAUGGUUCUUAAAAUGUUUUGAUAAAUAAUUUUAAAUUCUCUUUAUUCCUUAUUACUUUUAUUUUUUUUUGUUGCCAGGAUUUAAAUGUUCUUUUUGAUAUCAAACCUAUUUAAAAAAUUGGAGUCAGUUUUGAAGAAAAAGAAAGCAAAUUUAAUAUUCAGAAAUCUAUUUUAAAAAUCUAAUUGACCUAGAAUUUAUUUAGUUGCGGGAGGAAAAAAUAAGAAGUUUAGAUUAAAUUAGGCUUUAAAAAAAAAAGAAAAUGGAAAAAUAAUUGUUCUUUUAGUUUAAAUCUUAAAUUGAAAUUUAUAAUGAAUAUUAUGAAGAUUUUUGUAAUUUGUAAGUUUAAAUAAUAAUUGUUUCAUUUAAGUUCUGUGACAAUCACAGUGAAAAUAAAUUUGGAAUAUAAAAUGUCUAUUAAGUACUUAUCAUCAUUCAACAAAGAACAUACAGACUGAUUUGUUUCUCAUCAGCUUAGUGGAUGGUCUGCCUGUGAUCAAAGUGGAAACUUCCUCAUUCAGGACUUUGCUCUUCAAAUGCUGCACAAAUUUCCCAAGGGAUCGAUUAUUCUGACCAAAGGAGAUCUUCCUUCUAAUAGUUUUAGGUACUCCUAGAAAUUUCUGGCUUGUCAAUAAAAGAAGUUUAUUCUGUGGAAGGUGUUUCCAUAUAGUUACAUAAUGCAGAUGGGUUUUAGAAUGUUGGCAGCAAAUGCAGUGUAUACUGGCUGAAGAUAACUUUAAGUAUAGUAAAAUUAAUGUUUCCUAUUUUUGUUGAAAUUGACAGGUACUACCAUUUUAUUGAAAAUGUCCGGCCAGAUCUCUCCUUAUUUGACCAGGAGGUAAACAUGAUAAGGCUUUUUAGACAAAACUUGUGCUUUUGGUUUGAUUGCAUGAAUUUUACAGUUAGCCGAUAGAGUCAAUAGAUGUUGAGUAUAACUAAUGCCAAUUAGACAAUGAUUAGGUUUCUCUUGACCUCAGGUCUUAACCUACGAGUGGUCACUACCUAUGACCAGCAAGUUCACUCCAGGGAUUAAAUUUCCGGGUGACCUGAUGCACCUCUACUCCGGAGUCAGGAGUGAUGGAAAGAGGACAUUCACCUUUAAAGACCUGUUAGAUGCAAAUUAUGCCCGGUAUGGUAAUACCCGUUGACGCCCUGCAAAGUCCCAUGGCGUGGGUGCAGUGGUUAAUCAAUGUGUCAGAUAAAUACCCUGUUGAUCAAUAACAAUGCAUUCUCCCCUCUGAUUAGUUGGUGUUAUUUGCUUUAAGGUUGUACUAUUUUAUUUUCACAGACAACAAAGAAUUUAUUUAAGAAAUGAAAGAUUAAAAAAUAAGUAAAAGUGGAAAUAAUUUGGUAAAAUACAUCAAAAUAUUGAAUGUUGUGUGGGACACUCACACACACGCUGUCACAUUGUUUUUUUUUCUUCUUCUUCCCACCAUUUAAAAUUGAAGAGAAAAAACAUUUUUAUUUAAAUACAAAAAAGUUAUAUUUUCUUAGUAUUAACAUUUUGAAGCAAUUUGUAUGGUAUUUAAGAGAUCAUUAACAGUAAAAUGUGCUCCAAAUUAUUAAAAACUAAAGUAUUUUUGAUGGUUCAUAUAUUUAAAGUCAAUAUUUAAGUUUUUAAAGGUGCUAGAUUAGUUAAGAUUUGAUUGUGUUAAAUUUCUCACCAUAUCAUGUAAUAUGUGCAUCAUGGUAAUAUUCUAUUUUUUUUAGGGCCCCUAUCUUUGCUUGCAUAGGUGCUCAGGAACAUGACUCUGCCUGGAAGGCCAGUUACGAGCUGUGGCCAUUUGGUGUGUGCUGGCAGUUUGUGGACAAAGGAAGAAAACUAGAUACUAACCUGUGGACUAAUGCCACAGCAGGUGUUGCUGAUGACUGGAUGUACCCAUGGACUAGGUACUUAUUUUAAAAUGUUGAUCCUUAGAAAACAAAAGCAGAUGUACCGUGCAGGGAAUAUAAGCUACACCAAGUAUAACACUGAACUCAUUUAAAGUAUAUUGACUUAUGAUACAACAGUAGUUAACCCAUACUUUACCAUUAAGCAGGGCAUAAUGUGUGCAUGCACACAAGAUGUUAAACCAACACCACAUAGAAAUUUAGCCCUGAACACAAACUUUCUAUUGACGUGAAGGGUUAAAUUUGGGAGGUGAUAUUGAAUAACAUAAAUUUCUUUCUGCAAAGACAUUAGGUGAUCACUACCCAAGAAAAGUUUGAAUUUAAUCCUAAUAUAUCAGUUUCUAUGUUGUAGGCUAGUUUUUAAGAAAUCUCUGAAGUCCUCUUUGUUCUAAAGAUUUUGUUUAAAAAAUUCAACAAAUUACUAAUUCAAUGAACUCUUUUCUCUUUUCCAGCUUUGAUGAUGGCUCAUGGGAAAAUGUGGCAAACUCAGAGAUGUGGCGGGCAAAGUAAGCCGUUUUGAAGUCACUUGUGUUUUUUAUUAAACAGAUGUCUUAUUGUUCAUUCUUAAACAGAUGUCUUAUUGUUCAUUCUUAAACAGAUGUCUUAUUGUUCAUUCUUAAACAGAUGUCUUAUUGUUCAUUCUUAAACAGAUGUAUUAUUGUUCAUUCUUUGCUUGCAAGAUAUACAUUGGAUUUGUGUAGUAGCCUUGAUUUGUGCUGUAUUUUGCUUUAAGUGAAGAAGAGUUGUGCAGUUCGUCAGCCGCAUUCUAUCGUCCUUUCCUAUUUUGAUCUAAUGGCAAGUCAACUGGGAGAUAGACAAGGAUUCAGUGGAUGACCUGAAUGUUUCUUGUGUCUACUUAUGCGUUCCACACCGCGGGAGUUGCCAGAAUUUUCAUUGCGUCAAUAUCAUACCGCCCUUGGGGCUCCUUCUCUUAGAUGGGUGGUCAUUAUAGAUUAACGAGUCCCAUCAUCAAUUUUGGAAGUGACAUAUUUUUUCCACACAGCCAGCCACCAUAAAACGAGUUGUCUGGCAACAUUGCUGGGUUGCUUUCUGAUGGUUUUAUUAACUCUGUCACUGUAUUGAUUUUUUAUUAGUUAAUCUUCAAGCUUUACUGGAGAUUUUAAAACCAUUCAAAUAAAAAAAUAAUUAAAAUCAUUUUUUGUAUAUAUUUAAACAUAUUUAUAUAAAUACAAAUUGUAUGACUUUCACAUAAAUUGUAUUCCAUUCUUCUUAACCAUUGAUUAUUAACUGAGUUUCAGUUUUCUAAACUAUUAAAAUCCAAAAUGCCACACUAAAAAUCUAGGACUCAUUUCAGAUGGAAACUUUAUUUGUUAACUUAGUUUCUGUUAAUCUUUUAUUGGUCACAAAACAUUGUAUGUAUUCCAAUUAUUUGUAUAAAAAUCAACUUUAAACAACUUUAAUUUUUAAAACCUGCUUAAAAAAAUAUAAUGGACUUCAGAGUAAUUUUGAAACAAAAUGAUACAUAACAGCAGAUUCAGUGCAAAAAUUCAGUUGAAUCACCAGUAAUCAGCUCCAUGAAUUUUUAAGAAAAUAAAUUGCAUUUCAUUACUCUUCUAUAGGUGUGUAUUUUUAGUUAAAACUAUUGAUCAGGGAAGCGAAAACCGAAAUGAAAUAUAAUCUUAAUUAUUCCAAAAAAAUAUAAUUAAACAUCACAUACAUUUUUUUUUAAUUGACCAAAAAUUAUAAUAAAACAAUGGAACACAUAUUUAAAAUGUGUAAAAAAAAAGGCCCAAAAUAAAAAACAUAUUUUGUUCUGCAGGACAGUGACAGCCUACUUUUACCUUGAAGAAGCUCUAGCUUUGCCCGAAGGUAGUCAAGACUAUGUGAAAUUACUUCUAGAGUCAUACAAGGUAGGUGGCAGGCAAAUUUUUUAAAAUAAAUAUAUUUUUAAAAAAAUCCAAAUAGGUGUGUUUCAAAGCAGAAAAAAAAAUUGAAGAUAAAAUUAGAUUAUAUAAUACCAAUUUUUCUAAUACAAAUAUUUAUUAAAAAUUUUGCUAUAGCAUUUAAACCAUAUUUUGUUCAUUGUAAAAGCAUUUUUUUUUCCUCCUAAGCUGUAUACAAUAGAAAUCAAGAAGCACACCAUCUACCCAGCAUACUGGCACCGCAACUACGCCAUAGUGUGCGAGAGACUGAUGCGGGAGAAAACACCCUUGGAUGAGUUGAUGCUGCUAGGGAAGACCAUAGAACACUUCAAACAGUUUGUCCUAAUGGAGCCUGGAGAUGCUGAUGCUGAAAAGCUGCAUAAAGCCAUCAGAAGCUUAGAGGAUUACAAGAACAGCUUAACCACGUCUUAAUCCCGUGCUGGGGUUCAGGUUUUCAAUAACAUCAAGUCCACCGAUAAUUUUUGUUUUGGAACCUAACUGGGAGUUAUCCUUGAGAGGAGGGUGUGCACAAAUUUCUAUGACUGGCAUAAAAUAUUCCUCUGUAAAUACUGCACUUCAGAACAUGUAUAUUUCCUUUCUAGAAGAGUGCUAUUCAAACUGUAAACAUGGGACAUGACAAACAUUUUUCACCUCAUAAUCACUCAAGAACUGCCAACCUAUUAAAGAAAAUUAUGUUUUUACAAACAGUAACAGCAACAAAUAGCUAUCAAGUGGCUCUACCGGUUAUUUCAAACCAGGAACCAGCAGUUAUGAGUUGCUCUACCAAUCAUUUCAAAACCAUGUUAUGUAUGGGUGUAGGUAUGUGCGUACUCAUGUGAAAGUCAUUACUUCAUAAUUUUUUUUUCUCCCGAAAUAUCAGAUUUUGAUUUGCUCAAAACGAUCUGUAUCUGAAUCCUUAACUGAAAAUAAAAUGACACGUGAUUUUAAUUCAGAACAAAGUGUGAUUAAAAGCUGUACAUGAUUUUUAAUGUGCCUGCGUACGAUAUUGCAAGUAUAAAAAUAUACCCACCAAAGACUAAUAAGGAAAAUAUUUCAUGAAUGAUUUAAUGUUACAAGUUUGCCAUGAAAACUUUGUCCUCUUUUGGCUUGCCUUCCAGGUGACCCAUCAUCACCAGAGCCUUGUCACUUUUGGCCUUGACCUCAGAAAUGUGACCCGUGUCCAGUGUUGCCUUGGCGCUGACACUGAAUAGCUUCGGACCUUCUAUGUCCACGGAUGUUGAAAAAAAGUAGCCAUUAUAGUUCUCCGAUGACUUUUGCCCAGCCAAGAAUUUGGUUCCUAAAAAUGUGGGUGUUGACGGCUUGCUCUGAAAUGAAAUCCAUAGAAUGCGAGUAAAAAUUAAAUUUCAAGUAAUGUUUCAUUACAUUAUAUUACAUGAACGCAUUGUUUCAAAAUGUUAUUAUUAUUAUUAUAGCUGUAAAAAAUUAAAUAGUUUUUUUCUGUUUCUCAAACCAUUCGCAGGUCUGCUUUAUGUUUUGGUUUGAUAAGCACGUCCAAUCAUUAUUUACAUUUUCUUUUUAGAAUUACAAUUUCUUGAUCUAACUAUCUUUAAGUGAUAACUUUUUGGAAACAAUUAUUCUUUUUUGUUAUUACCCUUCAAAUUUUCAAACAAAAUUUAAAGAAAAAAAAAAUCAAACAGAUGUUACAGUAAAUUAAAUAAAUCCUUGCCUUUAUGCCAGUCCACCAUUCUCUUAUUGUGCUGCACUCUCUGUGAAUUCGUCCAUAACAUCUUGUUCUCAAUUUGGGGAUUGUGCUGUUUUGAAUCUGAAAUGAUAUCUUUCUCAUCAUUUGCAACCAAAGCAAUCUUGUCAGAAAUGUAAUCUCCUAUUUAUCUUUGUUUUUCUAAUCAUUAUUUUAUAUAACAAUUGAAUGGAGGCUUUCAUAAACGAAUUUGCUCAAUAUCAAAAUACAUUUUCAAAUAUUUUAACUGAUACUAUUCCAUGUAUUGCUUUUUUAUACUUUUGUCUUUG